Messenger RNA from Monoraphidium neglectum, 372 nucleotides. RefSeq names its product F1F0 ATP synthase associated 14.3kDa protein. The coding region runs from base 1 to 372 and encodes 123 amino acids. NCBI's taxonomy places the organism in Eukaryota, Viridiplantae, Chlorophyta, Chlorophyceae, Sphaeropleales, Selenastraceae. The transcript is spliced from 3 exons. The record is from RefSeq and is a predicted model, not a curated record.
AUGCAGCUCGUUAGCAAUGCCCUGGCGCAGGAGUGCGCCAUGGGCGCUCUCAUGGUCGGUUACUUCAUGUACUACUACGAGUCCUGGGUGCUGCCCGCGCUGAUGCGCCAGGAGAAGAUGCAGUACAACUGGUCUGCCGCCUGGAAGAAGUACCACGAGAACAUCUGGCGCCUCAACACCGCCUAUGACCGGGAGCUGCGCUACAGCGCCAUCUCCAAGAACCUGCUGCUGCAGCACGUCAACCACACGCCCCCCAAGGACGUCGCCGAGCACGUGACCAAGAUGAUCCUGGCCAACCGCAAGGUCUACGACGCGCUCGCGCCCGGCAGCAAGCGCCUGCUGAUCUGGCAGGUGCAGCCCGCGCUGCAGUAG